AUGAUCUCCGAUUACGUGAAUAAUGGACAAUUGAUUAACAGAAAUGAAUUUGACAAAGGAUUGUCUCAAAAAAUGCGCGAGGUUUUGCCACCGAUGUUGAUGAAGCACGAUUUAUUACUUUCAUCUAAUAAUUUCGCGUCUCAUACCUGCGUUUAUUUUGAUUUUUCAAUUAAACAUAAAGUUAUUGGUCGAAUGGUAUUCAAGCUUUACAAUAAUGUACCACAAACAACAGAAAAUUUUCGAAGUUUGUGUGUUGGUGACAAGCAUUUAUGUUAUGUUGGUAGUAAAUUAACUCAUGUCUUUCCCCAAUAUUUAAUUCGAGGAGGUGAUAUAACGAAUUUCGAUGGUUCGGGUGGUGAAUGUAUUUAUGGGAAAACAUUUGCUGAUGAAAAUUUUAACAACAAACAUUCCAAACCCGGUACUUUAUCGAUGACUAAUUUUGAUCCGAAUACCAAUAAUUCCCAAUUUUUCAUAACUUAUAUUGGACUUCCAUUCUUCGAUGAUACAUAUGUUGUUCUCGGCGAAAUUUCAAGUGGCAUGGACGUUAUGCAUGCCAUCAUGAAUCAGGGAAGUGUCACUGGUCGACCUAAAACAGAUAUCAUGAUCGUCGAAUGUGGAACAACCAAUGAAAACUAA
Rotaria sp. Silwood1 is the source of this 636-nucleotide messenger RNA. Lineage: Eukaryota; Metazoa; Rotifera; Eurotatoria; Philodinida; Philodinidae. The record is from the annotation of a GenBank genome assembly.